Messenger RNA from Pyricularia oryzae 70-15, 1230 nucleotides. RefSeq lists its product as uncharacterized. Lineage: Eukaryota; Fungi; Ascomycota; Sordariomycetes; Magnaporthales; Pyriculariaceae. The transcript has 2 exons. Gene Ontology annotation, molecular function: oxidoreductase activity. The coding region runs from base 1 to 1230 and encodes 409 amino acids. The record is from RefSeq and is a predicted model, not a curated record.
AUGGCACCCGGCGCACUAAUCUCGGAGCCCCCGUCGGCGAUCAACAUCGUGACGAAGCGGCCCUCCAGCACCACCACCCCCUCCAACAACCAAGCCGACCGCUCCAUAUUUCCCGACGGCAUCCGCACGUCGGGCCAACACAACCCCAUCUACUCCCUUCUAAGACCGUACCAAGACUUUCCCAAAUCCAUCACGGGCCCUACGGUCUGGCAAAAGGAGCAGUUUGAAGCAGAUGCGACCUCGUGGACGCACCGCUUCACGCCGUCAGAGGUCGCCGAGCUGGGCGCCACGGCCGACGCCUUCAUCGCCAGCGGCGUGGACCUGACGGGCAUCUCCAAGAGCAACUUCCCGCUGCCGACGCUGCACCGCACGCUGGAGGCGCUGCGGGCCGACCUCCUGGACGGCAAGGGCUUCGUGCUGUUCAAGGGCUUCCCGGCGACCGAGUGGGGCCCGCGCAAGACGGCGACGGCCUACAUGGGCCUGGGCACGCACCUGGGGUACUUUGUGUCGCAGAACGGGCGCGGGCACGUGCUGGGCCACGUCAAGGACGUCGGCGACGACGCGGGCCAGAUCCACCGCGUGCGCAUCUACCGCACCGCCGCGCGGCAGUUCUUCCACGCCGAUGACGGCGACCUCGUCGGCCUGCUGUGCGUCCACCGCGCCGCCGAGGGGGGCGAGUCCGACCUGGUCAGCGUCCACGCCGUGUGGAACGAGCUGCAGCAGAGGCACCCCGACGUCGCCGAGCUGCUGACCAGGCCGAUUUGGUAUUUCGACCGCAAGGGGGAGGUCAGCGAGGGUCAGGAGGAGUGGACCAGGCAGCCCGUGUUUUAUCUCGAGCCGGGCGGGAAGGGGAGGGUCUAUUGCAAAUUUAAUCCCUACUACGUCCGCAGCUUGACGAGGUUUUCCGACAAGGGCAUCAUCCCGCCGCUGAGCGAGGAGCAGAAGCGGGCGAUUGAGAUCCUCGAGGACACAUGCCAGCGGCUGGCCCUGCACAUGAUCCUCGAGGUUGGCGACAUUCAGUUCCUGAGCAACGCGCACAUACUACACGCAAGGACGGCGUACAAAGACUUUCCCCCGCCGGCUCCAAGGAGACAUCUUCUCCGUCUGUGGCUGUCGACGCCGGAUAACGAAGGUGGCUGGGUGCUGCCCUUCCCAGACAGUGGAGAGAAGAAACGGGGUGGAAUCCAGGUCAACAAUACGCCACCGCGAUGCCCGCUUGAUGCUGAAUAG